UUUGUGCGCGCCUAUCGUCAUCGCAAGGCAUUGUCGGUCCUCCUCCUCACCGUCGCUGCCGUCCUCGUCAUAAAUUAGCGAUCGUCGCGAUUAAAUCGAGAAACCGGAAGCGGAAGAGAACGAUACGAGAAAUCCCAUAGAUCCUCGAAGGAAACAAACUCGAAGGGAGAAGGUGCUUAAAAUCCAUCCUGUACCGCUUCAUAAAUUAUUACGCAAAAAUUACGCGCGCCUAACCAGCCACCCGGUGUGUAGUGCAGUGUGCGCGAGAGAGAGGGCCACAUAUAUAAUAAAUUGGUCGCGCGCGCGCGAACGCACUCCGGCGGGGAGCGAAGCGGGGACGUCCGCGCCGGGGGGGCUGGGGGCUGGCGGGGGAGCCGGGACCGGGCGGAGGAAGGAGAGUUCGGGAAAUAGCCGGCCAUAUUUCGCGCGAGUGCUUUACUCGCGUGCACGAAUACGUGUUUUGCCUCGCGUGUCGCCUCGUCUCUAUCUCUCUCUCUCUCUCUCUCUUUCUCUCUCUCGCUUUCUCUCUCAUCCCGCCUGUAUAGAGCAUCUUUAUCUCUCAACGCUCCGAUUUUUUCUCUCCCUCUCUCUCUCUUUCUCUCUCUUUAUCUACCUCGUGUCUGAUUUUUUGUCAUUACUCGGUAUAUAUCGCAAAGAGAGUAUAUAUCCUUCUUUACCGGUCUAUCUCGCGUUCUCGUCCUCCAUCUACAUUCGCGUAUCUAUUCAUCUAAUUCGAGCGAACGUCCGUCGAGAUUGAGAGAUAAAUCUUGAGCGGCUAUCUAUCGGGUGUCCCGUCUCUCUCGCGCGCUCUCCGCCUCUCUCUCUCUCUCUCCGCUGUCCUACUCCGCCGCCUCUUCCUCUCUCCCUUUCGCGCUGCUCUCGACUACACCACGGCACACUCGCUCUCGGUGCUAUGUCUACGUACUCUCGUACCCAGGAGAGCGACGCGUGGGCUCUUCUGGCACUGAAGUCGGCACCGGCCAGCCCGACGAAGAUGCAGUGGAAUCCGGAGUCGAAGGGCGCGCCGAUUGCGCGGCUCGAGGGCCGCGAGUUCGAGUACAUGGUUAGGCAACGGCGCAUCACGAUCGGCCGCAACAGCAGCAAGGGUGAGGUCGACGUCAACAUGGGCCACUCGAGCUUUAUCUCGCGGCGGCACCUCGAGAUCUACUACGAGCACCCGUUCUUCUACAUGGUCUGCAACGGCAAGAACGGCGUGUUCGUCGACGGGGUGUUCCAGCGCAAGAGCGCUCCUCCCUUUCAGCUACCAAAGACAUGUACAUUCAGAUUUCCGAGUACAACGAUAAGGCUGAUCUUUCAGUCGCUUAUAGACGAGCAGGAGCAAAGUAACAUUCGAGUGCCCUCUCCGCCAAAGCAAAGGGCACCUUUACCACCUCUGCGGAUAAACAUACCGGACGCCGGGUAUAGCAGUCCGUUCCCAUCACCUACGGGAACAAUCAGCGCCGCAAACUCAUGUCCGGCGAGUCCACGUGGCGGUCAGGGCAGGAGAAACGUCUCGGCGGAUCUGCAGAUGGUGGCAGUGUACGCUGCUGCUGUGGCGAACGAUCCGCAGAAUUCUACUUUGGACAGGCAUAACUUGGAGAGGCACGAGGGUGGACAGAGCUCCAGCAGACAGAUCAGUCCUGAGCCUGGUGCCGAGGCUCGUUAUCGAAGCGGAAAUAGUUCGGGACCGAAUGGUACUGCGCCACAUUACAGUCCACCAAAAGACGACUCGAAGCCGCCGUAUUCCUACGCGCAAUUGAUCGUUCAGGCGAUAGCGUCGGCGUUAGACAAGCAGCUCACAUUGUCGGGCAUCUAUUCCUACAUCACCAAGAACUAUCCGUACUAUAGGACUGCGGAUAAGGGUUGGCAGAACUCUAUUCGACACAAUCUAUCUUUAAAUCGUUAUUUCAUCAAGGUACCUAGAAGCCAGGAGGAGCCGGGUAAAGGUUCCUUCUGGAAGAUAGAUCCUCAAUCGGAGGCCAAGCUCAUCGAUCAGGCCUUCAGACGGAGACGACAGCGUGGCGUACCUUGCUUCCGUGCACCCUUUGGGACGUUAUCAUCGAGUAGGAGUGCGCCGGCCUCGCCGUCUCACGUAGGAAUUAGCGGCUUAAUGACGCCGGAAUGUCUAAGCAGAGAGGCUUCCCCAGGACCCGAGUCGUAUCCGGACAGUUCUGUUCCCUCUCCAGCUGGACAACUCGCGACGAGUCAAUCGGCGCCUGGCUCACCUGGACAUCCGUACACAUCGUCCCAGUCGACUCACAAGGGACGUCUGAUGCAAACAAUUGUAACAAAUGGUGUUAGCGGUGAUACUGGAAGAGAAGAAAAAUAUUUGGUGCCUGGACCAAACGUUGUAGAGGACCAUUCUUUAUCUCCGGCUGGCCAAUAUAGUCCGGCUCCUGUUAUUGUACAAACGACGUAUAAUUACAGUGGAAAUUUUAUCGGCCCCGAUGCUGGCGUCGGGGGGGUUAGCAAACGUGCCCACGAAGAGUCGGACAGCUCGCCGGGUUCACCGGCCCCGCUUGCGAUUGUCGAGAGUCCCGAGCCGCCCGAACAGCAACCAUCGCAAUCCAAACGCCAACGUAUUCAUGAAAUGGACGAUCAUUGAACUGAUACAUACACUUAGCAUCCUGUUAUGUAGAACAUUACAUUUACAUUGCAUUAUUUGUCUCUAUCGUCGAACACAUAUUGCAAACUUCAUAUUGUUUUAAUUGCAUAACCGCUUUAGACUGCACAUAAUCAAGAUUGAGCGUCAGUUCUAUUAUCUCGCGCGUUAAGCAACGCGAGAAACUGUUGUGUGUAUGAGUUUUUCGCAAAAGAAAUAUCGAUCUUUGAAAGAAAGAACGAGACGAGAGCGGAAGACACUUUUCCUGUCCUUCUAGAAUUCAUGUCUCAUCAUGAUUCUCUCAUCAACAGUCAAUGUAUAUAAGAUAUACAUAUACUUUAUUAAAUGCUUUCUCUUUAUGACUUGUUAACUUCGGCUGAAGAUAUAGUAUAUAUAUGUAUAUGGAGCUUAUUUGAUUGAAAAAGGUCAUCCAAAAUAGUAACAGCAGCUGAUAUUGCGCUGCUACAUCAAAUUGCAAUAAUGUGAUGCGGUAACGUGUGCCAUUCAGCGUUUAGCCGAUUUAUUAAAUAGAUAAAGAGAAAAAGGAAACGAGAAUGUUACCCACAAUGUAAUCCAAUCGAGUUAAAGCGCGAUACAUUUACAAUUAAAUUCGCUGAUCGACAUCCAUUUCAUACUCGCGUGAUUUUCGUUGCACUACCGCUUGCACCAACUUGGCGUCGUUAUCGCAAUUAAUGAAGAUUAAUAAUAAUAAUGCAAAAUGAUAUAGAAGAAGAGAGAAAUAGAUUAUUAUUACAAUUAUUACAACAGCGUUCUUAAUUUAUAAUAUGCUCAAUCGAAUGUCCAUCUGAAGCGAGCUAAUAAGGCACAGACUUUUCACAAGACUAAACGUAUAAAGAGAUACCUCUUUCAAAAAAAAAUUGCAUUGUAUUGUAUUUAAUAAUGAAAAAAUACUGAUAAAGGAUAAAUUCUUUAGGAAACGAUGAGCUUUUGACGAUGUAAUCUCUGCUCGAGAAAUUUCUUACCAGAGUCAGAGAAGAAACAAAAAAAUAGAGCCUUGUAAUAUUUUAUAUUUAAUCAAUGUAAGGACGCGGAUGUAGUGGAACUAAUUCCACCCGGUGAGCUACGCAUACACAUAUAUUACAUUUAAAAAAAUACAAAAAUUCCUAGGGAAUCUACAUGAACACAUACAUGUCGGGAGAUUUUUGAUUUCGCUCAAGAUUUCCUCGGAUUAUCUAUCGUCCCGAGUUCGCUCGAACGAGGUGAUUUUGCGUUUACAUCACGGGAUGGUUCACCCAAUCAAUUCUAUCAUCUAAAACAGUCUUCUUAUUUUUAACAUUAGAAGAGAAACUGUUUCAGAUAAAAAUUUAGGUGAGAGAAUCUUGUAAAAUAUGCGUACUGAAAAAGAGAAGCUAUUGUCACGAUGCCAAACUCUGGGAUUACACCGAGUUCUUUCUUUUUCUCGUGCAAUCGUAGUUAAUAUUUUGUAUUAUUACUCGUCAAUCUCCCUGUAGAAGAGGGUCGGCUGUUUAUAGAAAACAAUACGUAGCAUUAGGUUCACGGAAGCGGGGCGAGGAGAGCGGCAUUGGAUGCGAUUGCGUCAUGAAGAUGAUUGUGCGAUGGGGAGGUGUAAUAGAGUAAAAAAAAAAAUUUAUUUUUCUCGCACCUUUCGCGCGUGUAUGUGACGUUUAUCUGAAACGUUAUUUUUCUAUAGUUGAAAAUAUACGAGCACACACACACAUAACAUACAUACUCACACUCUGUCUCUCUCUUUUUCUCUCUCUACAAGGAGGUUUUUGAUGAUACUGGUAGAUGGACUAACACUGUUGUACAGUGUUGACACAUACGUAUCUCACAAAAGCAACGUAUGUCCAUUAUACAUAUACGUACACAUACAUGUGUAGACAUACAUACAGGGUGAGGAAAAAGUAUGGAAACAUUUGAAUUUUUCGAGAAUUAUGCAUUUUAGAAACAAAUGAUUCCGACAAAAGUUGUAAGGUUUCAAGUAAUGCAUUAUGUAGCAAUAUCAGUAUGACCUUGAACAGCACCGUCAAGGUCAUAUAAAAAUCAGUUCAAAUUUUUUAAAUGGAACCCCUUAUUUUUUAUUACACAUUCUUAUAGCUUGUUUCAAGAGCUUUCCAAAA
Camponotus floridanus (Florida carpenter ant) is the source of this 4704-nucleotide messenger RNA. RefSeq names its product forkhead box protein K1 (gene FoxK). Gene Ontology annotation, molecular function: protein binding; RNA polymerase II cis-regulatory region sequence-specific DNA binding; DNA-binding transcription factor activity, RNA polymerase II-specific. The record is from RefSeq and is a predicted model, not a curated record. Lineage: Eukaryota; Metazoa; Arthropoda; Insecta; Hymenoptera; Formicidae. Gene Ontology annotation, biological process: regulation of transcription by RNA polymerase II. The coding region runs from base 914 to 2605 and encodes 563 amino acids. The transcript has 5 exons.